CAACCUUUUAAAUGAAUACUCCAGCUUUUACUGCACCUUCUUGGAGACUUCUAAACACAUAAAUAUAGAGAAAGUCUUCAGCCCUGUUCUUCCUGCCAUGUGCCAUUCAGUCAGUAUCAUACAGAAGAACACAGACCUGGUGCUGGAGGACAUUGAACAGGAAGAAGUCAAGGAAACAAAGCCGGAGGUGAAGGAAGAGCCACAGCUGGAGAAGAAAGAGGAUGUGAAGCCAUCCAAAAAGGAGACUGGAGAUGCAGAAUCACAGGUGGAUGAGUUGAGUCCACUGAUUGACAGCAUCAAAAAGGAGGCUGGAGAGGCAGUCCUAGCUCACAUGGAGGAAAGGCUGCAGCAGGAGCGUCUGGAGGCAGCUCGUGUGGCCGAGGAGAUGGCCAGAAAGGCAGCGGAGGAGGCAGUCCGCCAGCUCGAGGUGGAGCAUUCAGCUAAGAUUGUAAUAGAAACACUACCAGAGUCCAAUGAACAGCUGCCCAAUAUCCUGGAAGAAGAAAACGAGGAUGAUCCAGAGUUACAAAACCUGCAGGAGGACAGUGAAGACAGCACAGAGAAUCAGAGUCCUGAGGAAAAUAAAGUGACAGAGGAAGAUAAAAUCAAGACCACUGUUGAGGAAGAGACUAAAUCUGAUCAGGCAGAUCUCAAAAGGUGCAUGGUAGACGUCUGCCCAGCUGAAGAUGAAAUCAAAGCAACAACUCAAGUGGAAAAGGUGGAGCCUGCUCCAGACGAAACCCACAAGCCCCCAACUCCACCCACUGAAUCUGAAGCACCAGAGGAAGCCACACCUUCAACAGAUGCAGAACCAGUCUCCCAACAACCUGAGCCACUGCCUCCAGAAACUCCACCCACUACCACCGAUCAGACCAGCACAGCAGAAGAAGGUGGAUGUGGAGAAAACUGCAGUAAACGUUUGGCUGAAGCUUCAGAGCUGAAGGUGGAGGCGAUGGAUGUGAUGGAAGGGAAAGGUCUGAACAUCCCCCAGAUUAUCACCACCCCAGAACCAGAACCGAACAAUCUCACAGCCCCAGAGCUCAGUGUUGCAGGUGAUGUGUCUGCAGACGAGGACGAUCCCGAGCUGCUGAGGAUCGGUUUGAAAGUCUGGACCACUCAGGGAGACCACCUGUCUGCAGACGACGAGACACGUCCGCUGUCGGCGACCAGCGUCGGCAGCGUGGUGGUCCAGGACCGCCUCAACGAGCUCGUCAGGCUGUUCAAAGGUCGGACAGAGCGGCAGAAAGAACGGCUGAUCGACCCGGAUGAAUCGGAGGAAGAAAGUCCCGCAGCCUCUCCAAGCAAAGCUCCGCCUCCCCCUCCUCCCCCGCCUCCCCCGGGAGAGGAGAAGAAAGACACAGCAGCAGGAGGAGGAGAAGAAGAAAAGGAGGAGGAAAAGGAGUUUAAAUUUGAGCUUCUGGGAUAUGAGGUCAAAAUUCCCAAUCUGCCCAAACUUCCCCCGAUGCCUGGCUGGCUCCGAGCCAUCCUGGAGUUCCGCUUCCCCUCGAGCAUCGACCCGUUCACCGACCUGAUCUACGUCAUCUGGCUGUUCUUCGUGGUGGCGGCGUGGAACUGGAACGUAUGGCUGAUCCCCGUCCGCUGGGCGUUUCCUUACCAAACCCCCGAAAACAUCCACCUGUGGCUGCUGGCCGACUACACCUUCGACCUCAUCUACAUCAUUGAUAUCCUCGUCUUCCAGCCCAGGUUGCAGUUCGUCCGUGGAGGAGACAUCGUGUGCGACAAGAAGGACAUGAGGGAGCACUACAUGACCACAGAGAGAUUUAAGAUGGACAUCAUCAGCCUGUUUCCUUUGGAGGUAUUUUACUACUUCACUGGAGUCAACUCUCUGCUGAGGUUCCCUCGCCUGCUGAAGUACAUGGUUUUCUCUGAGUUCAACGACAGAAUGGAAUCUGUGAUGAAGAAAGCGUACAUCUAUAGGGUGAUCCGAACCUCAAUGUACCUGCUGUACUCCCUGCACAUCAACGCCUGCCUCUUCUACUGGGGCUCCGAUUAUGAAGGACUGGGAUCCACCAAGUGGGUCUACAACGGAAAAGGCAACGCGUACAUCCGCUGUUACUACUUUGCCGUGAAGACGCUGAUCACCAUAGGAGGACUGCCCGACCCAACCACUGUCUUUGAAAUCUGCUUCCAACUCAUUAAUUACUUUGUUGGCGUCUUUGCUUUCUCCAUCAUGAUCGGUCAGAUGAGGGAUGUAGUUGGAGCAGCGACUGCCGGGGAGAACUACUACCGUGCCUGUAUGGACAGCACGGUUAAGUACAUGACCUCCUACAACAUCCCUCGCGAGGUCCAGAACCGCAUCAAGACCUGGUACGACUACACCUGGAAGAGCCAGGGCAUGCUGGAUGAGCAGGAGCUUCUGAUCCAGCUUCCCGAUAAGAUGAGGAUGGACAUCGCCGUGGACGUUAACUACGCCAUUGUCAGUAAAGUCGCCCUGUUUCAGGGCUGUGACAGGCAGAUGGUGUUUGACAUGCUAAUGAGGCUCAAGUCUGUCGUGUACCUGCCCGGAGACUUUGUUUGUAAAAAGGGGGAGAUCGGCAGGGAGAUGUACAUCAUCAAGCAGGGCGAGGUUCAGGUGGUGGGCGGUCCUGACCUGCAGACGGUGUUCGUCACCAUCAGAGCCGGCUCGGUGUUUGGAGAGAUCAGUCUGCUGGCGGGAGGCGGAGGAAACCGGCGCACAGCCAACGUGAAGGCUCACGGAUUUGCCAAUUUGUUCAUCCUGGAUAAGAAGGACCUGGCAGAGAUCCUGGUGCAUUACCCCGAGUCCGAAAAACUGCUGCGCAAGAAGGCCAAGAAGAUGCUGACGAAGGACAAGAAGCCGGAGGAGAAGGAGGAGGGUAAAGGUGCAAAGACAGUCAUCCCGCCACGACCGGACACGCCAGAAAUGUUCAAGGCCGCCCUGAAGGUGACGGAGCAGGCAGGCAUCGAGGGAACCUUCGCCAAGCUGAAGAAAGCAUACAAACCGUCUGAGGCGGGAGAGGCACAGGCUCCUCCCUCCAUUUCUCCAAUCCCGCCCCCUUCUCCAAUGCACCGCCGGUCUCCGGUACCCCUGAGUCCAGCUCCAGAAGACGGAGAGGAAACGGUGGCAGAAACAGCCGACAGCUCGGUCAUCAUCAGGAUGACGCCGCGGCACAAAGGGGAGGAGGUUCUCACCGUGGAGAUGAAGGCAGGAGAGAGAGGGGGGGCGGAGGAGAAGGUGGAGACGAAGGAGAAGGAAGAGGAGCCGUCAAAGGAGUGAGCUGACAGGAAGCUGCUGCCCUCCACCUGCUCCAAGGAGGAAACAGGACACUCUCAGGUGUAGGACAUGCUUCUUCUUCUGUGGUGGAUUUUAUUGUCACAGAAAAACACAUUUCAUCUAAACUGUCACAUGACAGGAAGGAAGGAGAAGAAUGAUGUAAAUGAAAGGAAGCAGGAACUAAAGCAAGGACGGAAAGAAUACUUCCUUCUUUUCUUCCUUCCUCCCAUUUUAAUUCAGGUUUUUUCAGGUCUCAGAGUUUCAGAGAACUUUGAUCUCACGGAGGUUACUGUCUGGCUGAGGUACCGUCUUUGGCCACACGAGCUGACUUACAUGUACCAGCCAUUAGAACCCAGAGGGGCGCUGUUUCACCACGCAGGAGGAGUGUGUCUGUAACAGAAAUGAUUAAAGAAACUCAUUUUCCCAGAAUCCCCGGUUUCUGUCCUGCAGCUUCUUAACCACUGACUUUCUGGGGCCCUCCCUCAGCUGAUUUUAGAGGCAUGUGUUGGGAACUACAGGAAGCAGGCGGAAGAAGAAGAAGAAAGGCGUGAGCUGCGUCUUCUUCAUGUAAAAACAGACUGAACAUGUAUUUGUGGCGUGUGAGAGAUCUGACAGCCGCUGAUUGAUUUUCCACCGAGAGCUGCUCGAUAACGCUGUCUGACAUCAGCUGAGCUCUGAGGACAUCCAAUGAUUUUAGCCGGCAGCUUCCAGGUCAUUCAGGGUCACCAGGAUGACGGUUCAGGGUUAGCGGGUCAGUUUGGACCUCUGAGUCAUGAGGUCUUCAUCAGCACGCACAAAAGUGCAGCAUGUAUUUUAAUAUCUGAACAUGUUGGUUUUCCUGUAACACAGUAAAAAUAUCAUAGUUAGAACAAAUGGUUCACUGUUUGAACUCUGGAAGCUUGUUUCUGUCAUAGAAAAAAGAUUUUCUGCCAUUUAUGAACCAAAAUUUGUCCAAAAAGUUUGACUAAGUAAGACAAAAUUUGGGGAUACUGAACCUGAAAUUUUGAAUUUAUGAUGUCAAAAAUGUACUGAAACAAGCUUCUGUUCAUAACAAAAACAACACAUGAAAAAUCUAAAAUAAGCAAUUAAAAAAUGAAAUCAUGAGGCAAGCUUUAAUACAAUAAAGCCUACAGUCAUUUUAGCUGUAGCUGCUGGAGGGCGCUGCUGAGCUUUCUGAUAGGAUAAAGAGCCUGUGGGUAGAAGCUCCUGCCCACAGAGCUGCUGCAGUGUUUAUACAGGACAGGAAAAGCUUCAGGAAGCGCAGGAAACUGUGUCGGCCGAGAAAAAGGCGGGAAAACAGAAACAAUGCAGCACAGGAAGCUUCGUGAUUACUGCUGAUUGUCGAGAGUAGAAGAAGAAACAUGUGACAGUGCUGCUUUGGCUCAGAAUUCAGGUUUUAUUGUAUUUGUACUGAAGCAACGACGUCACUGUAAGAAUUAAAAACCAGUUUGUAAAUAAAAUGAUUAUAACGAG
Messenger RNA from Haplochromis burtoni (Burton's mouthbrooder), 4726 nucleotides. It is a transcript of the gene cngb1a, whose product is annotated as cyclic nucleotide gated channel subunit beta 1a. The record is from RefSeq and is a predicted model, not a curated record. Gene Ontology annotation, molecular function: protein-containing complex binding; cGMP binding; intracellularly cGMP-activated cation channel activity. NCBI's taxonomy places the organism in Eukaryota, Metazoa, Chordata, Actinopteri, Cichliformes, Cichlidae. Gene Ontology annotation, cellular component: photoreceptor outer segment; intracellular cyclic nucleotide activated cation channel complex; plasma membrane. The transcript has 25 exons. Gene Ontology annotation, biological process: monoatomic cation transmembrane transport; retina homeostasis. Bases 98 to 3256 code for a protein of 1052 amino acids.